This is a messenger RNA of Abrus precatorius (Indian licorice), 1471 nucleotides long. RefSeq names its product GDSL esterase/lipase At1g29670-like. Gene Ontology annotation, molecular function: hydrolase activity, acting on ester bonds. The transcript is spliced from 5 exons. Bases 119 to 1234 code for a protein of 371 amino acids. The record is from RefSeq and is a predicted model, not a curated record. Lineage: Eukaryota; Viridiplantae; Streptophyta; Magnoliopsida; Fabales; Fabaceae.
CUUUUCUCUUCCUUAUCACUAUUAUAUAUACUUUUGUUCAGUGCAGAAGUUCCUCAUCAUCCACUCACUUUCACUGAUCACAGCACCCCACAUAGUUUUAGCUUCAUUUCUUGCUUGAAUGGCAUCUGGGGAGCUUAUUACUAUGAAUUGGAUUAUGAAUAUAGGGGCAGUGGUAGUAGUGGUUUUGGGUUUGUGGUGUGGGGUGGGAGAAGCACAACAACAAGUACCUUGUUACUUUAUUUUUGGGGACUCUUUGGUGGAUAAUGGUAACAACAACCAACUCACAUCUUUGGCCAAAGCAAAUUACCUCCCUUAUGGGAUUGAUUUUCCUGCUGGCCCAACUGGAAGGUUUUCCAAUGGCAAAACUACUGUUGAUGUAGUCGCUGAGCUUUUGGGGUUCAAUGGUUACGUACGUCCCUAUUCAACAGCUAGAGGCCGAGACAUACUCAGUGGAGUCAAUUAUGCUUCUGCAGCUGCUGGAAUUAGAGAAGAAACUGGACAGCAACUGGGAGCACGUAUCAGUUUUAGAGGGCAGGUGCAAAAUUACCAAAGGACAGUGUCCCAGAUAGUAAAUAUACUUGGAGAUGAGAACAGAACUGCAAAUUACCUGAGCCAGUGCAUUUAUUCAAUUGGAUUGGGUAGCAAUGAUUACCUUAACAACUAUUUCAUGCCUCUUGUUUAUUCUACCAGCAGGCAAUACACACCACAGCAGUAUGCUAAUGUUCUUAUUCAAGCAUAUGCUCAACAACUCAGGAUUAUGUACAACUAUGGAGCAAGGAAAAUGGCAUUAUUUGGGGUUGGUCAAAUAGGAUGCAGCCCUAAUGAAUUGGCCCAAAACAGCCCAGACGGUAGAACAUGUGUGGCAAGAAUCAAUUCUGCAAACCAAUUGUUCAACAACGGAUUGAAAUCUCUUGUUGAUCAACUCAACAACCAGCUGCCAGAUGCAAGAUUCAUCUAUGUAAACGUUUAUGGUAUUUUUCAAGAUAUCAUAAGCAACCCAUCAUCCUAUGGUUUCAGAGUGACAAAUGCUGGGUGUUGUGGGAUAGGAAGGAACAAUGGUCAAAUUACAUGUUUGCCCCUGCAGCCCCCAUGCAGGAACAGGAAGGAAUACUUGUUUUGGGAUGCUUUUCAUCCAACUGAAACAGCCAAUACUAUUAUUGGUAGGAGAGCUUACAAUGCUCAAUCUUCAUCGGAUACUUACCCUAUUGAUAUCAAUCGCUUAGCUCAGAUAUGAAGAGAGGGUCUUGCAGUGGCAAUAAGCUGUGCCACUAGUACUGUCUUUGUAAUGUGGUGUUUUGUUUUAAGGCAUGUAAGAGUAGUAACUACUCUUUUUCUCUUUUUUGUGUUCUCAAGUCUAAGUGUAAUUUGUCAAAAAUUUUGGUUAAGGCUCGCAUGUUGAUAGCCAAUAAUUCCUAUUGGCUGAUUAUAUUUUCCUCCAAAAUUAAUAAAAUGAAAUCAUUUGCUUUCAGCA